Messenger RNA from Coprinopsis cinerea okayama7#130, 477 nucleotides. RefSeq lists its product as hypothetical. NCBI's taxonomy places the organism in Eukaryota, Fungi, Basidiomycota, Agaricomycetes, Agaricales, Psathyrellaceae. Bases 1 to 477 code for a protein of 158 amino acids. The transcript is spliced from 2 exons. The record is from RefSeq and is a predicted model, not a curated record.
AUGUCGACCUCGAACACCUGGAACAUUCGUCAGAACUUGGGCCCUGCUACUACCAGCAGAGCAACCAAGGAAGCGAAGAGAGGAGUCGGUUCCAAACAUUUAGACGCCUUCUCCCACGUCCUUGUCGCGGAGGAGGAAGCUGAAGUCCGACGAGGCUUGGUGUCGUGUCCCUGUUCCGACGACGACGACGACAGCAGCGGGACGGCCUACCAGAAACAAGAUGAUUCAUCCUCUCGUAUAUGCCACCUUCUUCGGGAAUUGCGCGUCCAAAGGAAGGAGAAUGCGGAGCUCCUUGCCUCGUUGAAUUGCCAGGCCAGGAUGCUCGAGGAGUGCGAAGCUCGCAUCAGCAACCUCACGGCUCGUCUGGGGGAGAAAGAAAUGAAGAUUUUAGAACUGAAAAGCCUGCUAUCGUCCGAGUUGGCGACUACCCGGAAGUUGAUUGAUACCCUGGCGAGUAUCUCGAGGCCAUCCGUAUAG